This is a messenger RNA of Peromyscus eremicus (cactus mouse), 3480 nucleotides long. It is a transcript of the gene Myt1, whose product is annotated as myelin transcription factor 1. Gene Ontology annotation, molecular function: zinc ion binding; DNA-binding transcription factor activity, RNA polymerase II-specific; RNA polymerase II cis-regulatory region sequence-specific DNA binding. Gene Ontology annotation, cellular component: nucleus. Bases 94 to 3480 code for a protein of 1128 amino acids. NCBI's taxonomy places the organism in Eukaryota, Metazoa, Chordata, Mammalia, Rodentia, Cricetidae. The record is from RefSeq and is a predicted model, not a curated record. Gene Ontology annotation, biological process: regulation of transcription by RNA polymerase II. The transcript has 23 exons.
UUCCGGGGCAAACUUCUGACCCAGAGGUGGACACAGGAAGACAAGACCAGCAGUUGCAGAACUGAGAAACAUUUCCUGUGCAGAUAUAACAAGAUGAGCUUAGAAGGUGAUGACAAGCGAGCCCGCACACGGUCCAAGACCCUCCGAGGACCCCCAGAGACCACAGGUGCAGACCUCAGCUGUCCUACUCCAGGAUGUACUGGUUCAGGACAUGUCCGGGGCAAGUACUCCAGACAUCGAAGCUUACAGAGUUGCCCUCUGGCCAAGAAGAGAAAACUGGAGGAUGCUGAGGCUGAGCACCUGGUAUCCAAGAGGAAGUCACACCCUCUGAGGCUGGCUCUGGAUGAAGGCUACCGAAUGGACAGUGAUGGCAGUGAGGAUGCUGAGGUGAAGGACGCCUCUGUUUCGGAUGAAUCAGAAGGACCCCUGGAGGAGGCUGAGGCUGAGAUGUCAGGACAGGAGGAGAUUCAUCGCCCCCAGCCAGCUGAAGGAAAAAACCUCAUCAAACCCCAUUUUGGAUCCACCUCCACAAGCAGCCCUUCUGGCUUCUCCAAGGGCAGCUACAGCAGCUACCAGGGAAUCAUUGCAACUUCCCUUCUAAAUCUGGGCCAAAUUGCUGAAGAGACUCUUGUGCAGGAGGACUCAGUCCCAGUAGCUAAGUUGGGCCCCACUGUUAUUCAUCAGCUUCAGGAUGAGGCUGCAAGGGGGGCCACCAAUGAUGAGAGUGAAAAGGACCUCUUUAUACAGCCAGAGGAUGUGGAGGAGGUCAUUGAAGUUACCAGUGAACGUUCCCAGGAGCCAUGCCCCCAGUCUCUGGAGGAUAUGGUUAGUGAAGAGUCAAGCAAGCAGAAAGGUGUCCUAGGUCAUGAAGAGGAGGGAGAGGAUGAUGAGGAUGAAGAUGAAGAAGAAGAGGAGGAGGAAGAGGAUGAAGGAGAGGAGGAGGAAGACGAAGAGGAGGACGAGGAGGAAGAGGAGGAGGAGGAGGAGGAGGAGGAGGAGGAGGAGGAGGAGGAAGCAACUCCAAAUGUGAUCUUUGGGGAAGACACCUCCCAUACCUCUGCCCAGAAAGCUUCCCCUGAGUUCCGAGGCCCAGAGCUAUCCAGUCCCAAGCCUGAGUAUUCAGUCAUCGUGGAGGUCCGUUCUGAUGAUGACAAGGAUGAAGACUCACACUCCCAGAAGUCAGCGGUCACCGAUGAGUCAGAGAUGUAUGACAUGAUGACCCGUGGGAAUCUGGGCCUUCUGGAGCAGGCCAUCGCCUUGAAGGCUGAGCAGGUGCGGGCUGUCUGUGAGCCAGGCUGCCUGCCUGCUGAGCAGGGCCAUCUGGGCCCAGGAGAGCCAGGGAAGAUGGCAAAGCCCCUGGACGUGGUGAGGAAGAGCUGCUACAGCAAAGAUCCUUCCAGGGUGGAGAAGCGUGAAAUCAAGUGUCCGACACCUGGCUGUGAUGGCACUGGCCAUGUUACUGGGUUGUACCCUCAUCACCGCAGCCUGUCUGGCUGUCCCCACAAGGAUAGAAUCCCUCCAGAGAUCUUGGCCAUGCAUGAAAAUGUGCUGAAGUGCCCCACUCCUGGCUGCACGGGCCAAGGCCAUGUGAACAGCAAUCGCAAUACCCACAGAAGUUUGUCUGGGUGUCCCAUUGCUGCUGCUGAAAAAUUAGCCAAAUCUCAUGAGAAGCAGCAACUGCAGACAGGAGAUCCUCCCAAAAAUAACUCCAAUUCAGAUCGGAUCCUCAGGCCCAUGUGUUUUGUGAAGCAGCUUGAGGUUCCUCCUUAUGGGAGCUACCGGCCCAGUGUGGCUCCCACCACGCCCAGGGCCAACUUGGCCAAGGAGCUGGAGAAGUUCUCCAAAGUCACCUUUGACUACGCAAGUUUUGAUGCUCAGGUUUUUGGCAAACGUAUGCUUGCCCCAAAGAUUCAGACCAGCGAAACCUCACCCAAAGCCUUUCAAUGCUUCGAUUACUCUCAUGACGCUGAGGCUGCACACAUGGCUGCCACUGCCAUCCUGAACCUCUCUACUCGAUGCUGGGAGAUGCCAGAGAACCUCAGCACAAAGCCACAGGACCUACCCAGCAAGGCUGUGGACAUUGAGGUAGAUGAAAAUGGAACUCUGGACUUGAGCAUGCAUAAACAUCGCAAGCGGGAAAACAACACUUUUCCCAGCAGUAGCAGCUGCAGCAGCAGCCCUGGUGUCAAGUCUCCUGAUGUCUCUCAGCGCCAGAGCACUACCAGUGCCCCCAGCAGCUCCAUGACCUCACCCCAGUCCAGCCAGGCUUCCCGCCAGGAUGAGUGGGACCGUCCCCUAGACUACACCAAACCUAGUCGCCUUCGAGAGGAAGAGCCUGAGGAGUCAGAGCCAGCAGCACAUUCUUUUGCUUCUUCUGAAGCAGAUGAUCAGGAGGUGUCAGAAGAGAACUUUGAGGAGCGGAAGUACCCAGGGGAAGUCACCCUGACCAACUUUAAGCUGAAGUUUCUCUCCAAGGACAUAAAGAAGGAGCUUCUCACCUGUCCCACCCCUGGCUGUGACGGCAGUGGUCAUAUCACCGGGAACUAUGCCUCCCAUCGCAGCCUCUCUGGUUGCCCUCUUGCUGACAAGAGCCUCAGAAACCUCAUGGCUGCCCACUCUGCUGACCUCAAGUGCCCCACACCUGGCUGUGAUGGCUCUGGCCACAUAACAGGGAACUAUGCUUCACACCGGAGUUUGUCAGGCUGCCCACGUGCCAAGAAGAGCGGACUCAAGGUGGCGCCUACCAAGGAUGACAAGGAGGACCCUGAGUUGAUGAAGUGCCCAGUUCCAGGCUGUGUGGGACUCGGCCAUAUCAGCGGCAAAUAUGCCUCUCACAGGAGUGCUUCUGGCUGCCCGCUGGCUGCUCGGAGGCAGAAAGAGGGAGCUCUCAAUGGUUCAACUUUCUCCUGGAAGUCACUGAAGAAUGAAGGCCCUACUUGCCCAACCCCAGGCUGUGAUGGCUCUGGCCAUGCCAAUGGCAGUUUCCUCACUCACCGGAGUUUAUCUGGAUGUCCCAGAGCAACCUUUGCUGGAAAGAAAGGAAAACUCUCAGGUGAUGAGAUUCUCAGCCCAAAGUUCAAGACAAGUGAUGUGCUGGAGAAUGAUGAGGAGAUCAAGCAGCUGAAUCAGGAGAUACGAGACCUGAAUGAGUCCAAUUCAGAGAUGGAGGCUGCCAUGGUACAGCUGCAGUCCCAGAUCUCUUCCAUGGAGAAGAACCUGAAGAACAUUGAGGAGGAGAACAAGCUCAUUGAGGAGCAGAAUGAGGCCCUGUUUCUGGAACUGUCUGGGCUGAGCCAGGCCCUCAUCCAAAGUCUUGCCAAUAUCCGCCUUCCACACAUGGAGCCAAUAUGUGAACAGAAUUUUGAUGCCUAUGUGAACACCCUCACUGACAUGUACUCCAAUCAGGACUGCUACCAGAACCCGGAGAACAAAGGCCUUCUGGAAACGAUCAAGCAAGCUGUGAGGGGCAUUCAGGUUUAG